GCAGCCAGCAAUGGGAACGAAGCGGAGGUUCGGUUAUCUCUCGAUGUUGGGGCCGACAUUGAGGCCAGGGACACGAAUGGAUUCACAGCAUUGCAUCAUGCUGCUCGCUCUGGGCAAAAGGAAGUAGUGGAGAUUUUAAUCGAGGCAGGGGCUGACAUUAACUACAAAGGGGGAAAGGGGUUGACACCGCUACAUCUGGCGGCUAGUCAAGGUCAAGAAACAGUUGCACGAUUACUGAUC
This is a messenger RNA of Hyaloscypha bicolor E, 240 nucleotides long. RefSeq names its product ankyrin repeat protein. The transcript has a single exon. The record is from RefSeq and is a predicted model, not a curated record. The annotation marks the transcript as partial. Lineage: Eukaryota; Fungi; Ascomycota; Leotiomycetes; Helotiales; Hyaloscyphaceae. Gene Ontology annotation, molecular function: protein binding.